ACUCGUACGCUAACCCAGACGCAUGUCAGCGACUCCGAUUCUGAUAGGCAAUUCACAAUCCGAUCCCCGCAAGUACGGUGAAGCCACUGCACAAAUACGGCGACCUAUGGCACAAAUUCGCUUUGUUCUGAACUUGGCCUCGCAGAAUGCCGACGGUGUGGCCACGGUCACGACCACUGUGUUCAACCGCCUCCCGUCCCUCCCGGUCUCGCUUUCCAGCUUCUCCCUUACCACGAUGAACCCCAAUGCACCCUCAUUUAUUCCUCACGACUGGCUACGAGAAUCUGUUACCCCCAAAGCACGUCCGUUUACCCUUCCAGUAACAAACUUAACACCAAUUCCUGUCAUCCCCAAUGGCACCUCGGAGGGCCACAAACCAGCCGAGAUCAUGCUCCAGCCCAGAAUACCGAGGCGCAACCUAGCGACGUUACAGGCCCAAAAGCGCUUGCUGGAAAGCCUCCUUCCAACUGAGCCGACACGUUCUAAGAGCACCACGCCCUGCCCGACGCGUCCCCCCGUCCCGACGCUCGAAACGGCUGCUGGGCCACAAGCGAUCCCCAUAGUCACGCCAAUACCGCGUCCCGCAGAAUCCGCGCUGUACCAGCCCACACUUGCCCCACCAGCGCAAUACAUCGCGAUUCAGAAUGUUCAGGCCACCACGCCCAUGGGCAAGCUUGAGUCCGUGCUGGUCGAUUGCGUGACUCCCGUUCAGCUGCUCGCGUCCCUCUCACAUGUCGAGGGGCGGUUCCCGCAGUUGAUCGCAGAGCGACUCGAGGGGGCCGAGCGGAUCAAGCGGGGCGCGCCCGAGUGGGAGGUGCGCCUGCUGGAGUCGUCGCGGUGGUGGAAAGUGCACGCAGAGCUGCUCCGGCUCGCGCACGCCGUGUAUGAGUGCGAGUCGGACGAGGUUUGGCGCGUCUUCGAGCGGCUUACCUGGCACUUGUGCAUGAACAUGCCUGGUCAAGAGGGGGAGAAGGCUAGGUCUCAAGAAACGAAUCAAAAUACCGCCUGAUACGACUGAUUCCAUGUGCUUGUCAUCGUCUACUUAACUUACCAGCUGUCGUCACACGCUUCGCUUUGCUAUCCACGUUCUGUGAUUCAUUUGGCUCUAUCACUCUAUCGCUGCUGUCGUUAGCUAUGACCGACACGUCCUUACUUACGCCCACGACUCCUGAUGCCACUGCGAUGACGUGUUACGCUGUACCUAUAGUAGUCAAAACAUCAGUCUUGUACCCGCU
Molecule: messenger RNA, 1235 nt
Organism: Fomitopsis serialis
Lineage: Eukaryota; Fungi; Basidiomycota; Agaricomycetes; Polyporales; Fomitopsidaceae
Exons: 5
Coding region: 23-1009 (328 amino acids)
Source: RefSeq, a predicted model, not a curated record